Haemonchus placei is the source of this 939-nucleotide messenger RNA. The record is from the annotation of a GenBank genome assembly. Lineage: Eukaryota; Metazoa; Nematoda; Chromadorea; Rhabditida; Trichostrongylidae.
CAUAUUGGUGAUACCCAGUUUAUUUGUCCACAUGGGUUUGUUUUUGUCAAUUUUCCAUUAACUGCCGAACUGAUGCAGAAAUGCAUGUCGGUGAAUCCCUUUGAAGCAAAGUUCCGGGAAGCGAACAGGAAGCUAACCACGGGUGCUCUUGAGGCAAAUGGUCUCGUCCCGGCCACGAUGUCGCUGCCGAGUACUAACGGUACUUUCUCAUUGCUAAAACUGCCUUCAUCCCUAUCGGAAUCCCCCGGAAUUUUCUCGAAUAUCAGCAUUCUGCAAACGGAUGCUGACGGAGUCGUCAAUGAGAACCUUAAAACUGCCGAUAUAUCCAAGCUAUUGCUUCAAGUGAGUAAAUUUCUCCAACAGGCACCCAGAACUGCCGAUGUGUUGAAUGCGGUUCUUGAUAUGCACUCGGAUCGUUUGCACACGAUUAAUUAUAUCAAUAAACCGGACUUUUCAAUGUUUUCUUCGUUGACACCGUCCGGAUCUGCUCCGAACUCUGCUGGAAUCCUGGCAACGGCUGCCGCUGCUCAAUGCGUUCCGUCGACAAGCGGUGGGCUACUGGCACCUCCGCCACGAAGUGUUACGAUAAGCCCGGUGCAGUCACCUCGGAGCAUGAAGGAUCAGAUGACGAUCCUCGAGAGAAAUAAGGCGGCAGCCGUUCGCUAUAGAAAACGAAAGAAGGAGGAACAUGACGACAUGAUCACCCGCGUACAUACAUUGGAACAGGAAAAAGUGCAGCUGAAUACACAGAACCAAGUUCUUCGACGAGAACUCGAGCGCGUAACGGCUCUUUUACGGGAAAGAGAAGCUCGGUGUGUGUGCUUGAAGGGAAUGCCACUCAGCACCGAUUUACGAAUGGUUGCCGUCUCGGAUCUACUCGGUAGGUUAGGAAGAGAUUAUAUUGCUGCAUUGGUGCCGAAUGGUCGAUGUUCUGAUUAG